GGCUCCCGAGUUGUACGGCACUUUGAAGGUUGCAUCUCUAGCCACGGACAUUCGACUUGGAGAUGACAGGUGGAAACAAGCCUUAAUCAGCUCGGUAAUACCAAAUCCUGAGGAACCAUAGAGUGAGAGAGAUGUGGACGCGUAGAGGCACGCGACAUUGCUUUUGGCUGGUGCUGUUCAUGUGUAUAUGGGUGUGUAAGGAUGCUGUGCCCAUCGCCCUGGACAACAAAAAAGUCGACCCCCCAUCAGAGAAGCUGGACCCACCAGAGAGCGCAGACACUGGACUGCACUAUGACCGCUACCUGAGAGAGGUUAUUGACUUCCUGGAAAAGGACCCGCACUUUAGGGAGAAGCUCCACAACACUGACAUGGAGGCCAUCAAGCAAGGGCAGCUUGCAAAAGAGCUUGAUUUUGUAAGCCACCACGUAAGAACCAAACUGGACGAGCUGAAAAGGCAGGAGGUGAACCGGCUCCGUACUCUCAUCAGAGCCAAGCAGGACAUGGAGGGAGGGAAAGGUUUGACGAUGGAUUAUGAGGCUCUUCUGAGGCAGUUUGAGCAUCUGAACCACAUGAACCCACACACGUUUGAGGUGGAGGACCUGGACCGACUCAUCAAAUCAGCCACGAGCGACCUGGAGAACUUUGACAAGGAGCGGCACGAGGACUUUAAACGCCACGAGAUGAGGAAGGAGCACGAGCGACGUGAGCACCUGAAGACACUAGAUGAGGAGACAAGGAAGAGAGAGGAGGAACACUACGAGGAGAUGAGGCGGAAGCAUGCAGACCAUCCCAAAGUCAACCACCCUGGAAGUCAGGACCAGCUGAAGGAGGUGUGGGAAGAAGCGGAUGGUUUGGACCCUGAAGACUUUGACCCAAGGACAUUUUUCAGCUUGCAUGACACCAAUGGAGAUCACUACUUUGAUGAGCAGGAGCUUGAGGCACUAUUCACUAAAGAGCUGGAGAAGAUCUAUGACCCUAACCAGGAGGAGGAUGACAUGAUCGAGAUGGAAGAGGAGAGGCUAAGGAUGAGAGAACAUGUCAUGAAUGAGGUGGACACCAACAAGGACCGACUGGUGUCCCUUCAGGAGUUCGUUGCUGCCACUAAGAAGAAGGAAUUUCUGGACACAGACCCCUGGGAGACUCUGGAGCAGAAUCAGGCCUACACGGACCAGGAGAUGAGGGAGUUUGAGGAGCAUCUGGCUCGGGAAGAGAACGACCUCAACCAGAAGACUGUAGACCUGCAGAAACAGAGGCAGGAGCUGGAAAGGCAACAGGAGACACUCAACGCACAGAAAGUAGAGUUACAGCAGGCGAUGGAGCAUAUGGACCAGCUGAAACAGCAGAAGACCGAGCCGGAGGUCAAGGGUAAUGUAGCUCCAGUUUCUCUUGGUGAGGGAGCCAUGCCAGUACUCCCAGGAGACAGCCAGUCUUUCUCACCUGGGCACCAGCAAGACUCACCAGUACAAUCUUAGCAUACCCUGCUCUGUGUGUGUGUGUGUUUACUGUAUUUGUUGUGUUCUAUUUGUUUGUUCGUGCAUCUGUUUGAGAAUGUGUGUGUGUCUGGGCAAACUCUCUACAGCGAGUUUUCUUAUGUCUAUUCUAAAUCAGUCUGAAUGUUUUAAGUUGCUUGACCAGACUAGACUGAUUAGACUGAAAAACAUGCAUCUGGGGCCAAGGUCCACAACGCCUUCAUUAUAAUAUAUAUAUAUAUAUAUAUAUAUAUAUAUAUAUA
Molecule: messenger RNA, 1732 nt
Organism: Clupea harengus (Atlantic herring)
Lineage: Eukaryota; Metazoa; Chordata; Actinopteri; Clupeiformes; Clupeidae
Gene: nucb2b
Product: nucleobindin 2b
Cellular component (GO): extracellular exosome; endoplasmic reticulum-Golgi intermediate compartment
Molecular function (GO): calcium ion binding
Source: RefSeq, a predicted model, not a curated record